Molecule: messenger RNA, 1668 nt
Organism: Iphiclides podalirius (scarce swallowtail)
Lineage: Eukaryota; Metazoa; Arthropoda; Insecta; Lepidoptera; Papilionidae
Source: the annotation of a GenBank genome assembly
AUGCGGCCCGAAAACCUUGAAACGUCCCUGUCCGGUCCUCGUGAGACGAAGCCAAGUGUGUACGCUAUGAAUGAUCAGACAUUUCACACGCCAUCAUUUGGAGACGAAGAAUUUGAUAUUCCAAUGAUACAUGGCCAGCAUGCACCCAGCGGUGUAGUGCAUGUCACGCAAAUACAGUAUACACAAAUACAUCAUUCCGCGCCUCAGGUUGGAAUGAUGAAUCCAGCUCAAGACGGUUUGGCACCACCGGGCGGAGCGCCGUCUUAUCAACAACCUCUUUACUUGCAAGAACCACAUACACCUGUAACAUCACACGGCGGGGCAGGAGCUCCAGCCGGUAAUUACAUAAUACAGCAACAACCUGGUGGUCAACAGCGUCUACUUAUGAUGCAACCAUCCCAAGUAAUGAGUGGUCCACCAACACCUAGCACUCCUACUCAACCUGGGCCUGUGUAUGGAUCACCACAACAAGCAUCUCCUCCAGGGACCACAAGUGACGACUCUGAUGAUAGUGUUCCUUCUCAACAUUCCCAGUUGCCUGGUGAUGCGGAAAGCCUUCUGCCUAUCCAUUAUUGCUCAGCGAGCCGGCAGCAACAAACUACGCUUCAUCAGAUGGGCGUUAGUAACAUUGGGGUAAAAAGAUCAUCUCCAGAACCAAUGGAUAAUGGAAUUAAUCGUGGACAAAUGCAAAAGAAACCAAAAGUGCAGAAAAAAAAGAAAAAACGUGACCCCAAUGAACCCCAGAAGCCUGUAUCUGCUUAUGCCUUAUUUUUCCGGGAUACCCAAGCUGCUAUUAAAGGACAAAAUCCCAAUGCAAGUUUUGGUGAAGUGUCUAAAAUUGUUGCAUCAAUGUGGGAUGGUUUAGAUUCUGAACACAAAAGUGUUUACAAGCAAAAAACGGAAGUAGCGAAGAAAGAAUAUCUUAAAGCACUAGCAGCAUACAGGGCUAGUCUAGUAUCAAAGGGUGGCGAACAAGAAAACCAGGUCAUGUUUAAUCACUCAAAUUCGAAUUCUUCAUUUGGAAACUACUACCAAGGACAAAAUUAUGGCAAUGGACAUACUCCGCAAGGCUAUGUACCAAAUUCGUCCCCACAAGCCUAUUCACCUCAAAGUUAUCCAGGAGGCCAACCUUCGCAAACUUACCCAGGCCAAAGUGGGCCUGGAUAUCCACCAAAUCCUCAACCACCACCUCAAAACUAUCAAGGCAACAUGGGACAUCCUUCGCAAGCAUAUCAAGGUGUUACCAGUCAAAAUCCUCAAGGCUAUCAAGUGAAUCCAGCUGCUUCUCCUCAGACUUGUCCACCUAACAUAGCACAAUCUCCAAGAAACUAUCAACCUGCUCAGUCUCCUAAUAAUUUUCAAUCGCCACCUGGUAUUUCACCUCCUGGGUACAGACAAGUCCAAACUCAGUCACCGCCAAUGGGUUCUGCUCAUACUGCUCUGCAGUAUCAUCAUUCUCAACAGAUUCAACAGUCUCCAGAGCAAAAUGAAAACCGAAGUACACCUUCCUGCAUUCGACAGGGUUGCACAAAUCCAGCAAUUGCUAACAAUGAAUGGGAAGAUGAAUAUUGCUCGAAUGAAUGUGUUGUCAGUCACUGCAGAGAUGUCUUCAGCUCCUGGGUCGCCUCAAACGCAAAUAACCAAAUUCAAAAUUUUUCUGCUGUUAAA